UUAUUUUUUUUUCCUGACAGGAAAUGACCUAGAGGCCUUACAAAUACAUUUGUGCAUUCUUGUUCAGGCUUUACAAUUGAGGGCAAACUCAAUCUGGAAGCACCACUUAUUAAGGUUACAACAGAAACAACUACCUCAACAAACAGAAGGAAGGGAGGCAAAGGCUUGCAAUAAUAAACACUAAAUUUUUAAUAACUUGUCCUUGCAAAGUCUUCAGAAAGCAAGACAGAUUUUUUUUUAACCUUUCAGUAUUACGAAGAGACACUACAAGUAAACUGAUUUGACAGACUGGAUCUGUCCAGACGAUACCUUGAAGAUAUUUGAUCUGCUGACAUAGGUCUUGCUUUUUCAAGGGAAGAGCCUCUGCACUGCUUUAUAAUCACUGUUGAUCAGUGGUUUUGUUCCACUUCUUUCUUGGUAUUACUAACAAAAGAUGAUUUACAUUGACAAAAAUAACUUUUAUAAACUUUAACAUCAGGUCUCAACAACAUGCUGUCAAAGAAAUUGUAAGAGAGAAAUCUUUUUCUGCUCCUCAGUUGCAUCUAGUGUGUAGAGGAGAUUACCAACCCAGAGACAGCGUUUCUGAGAUUCUUCAACUUGCUUUUUGAGGACGGUUUGUAACUGCAGCAGGGCUGCACUGAACAUUGAAAAUACUAAGUCAGCAAAUCUGCUGCCUUUCUCACUGCUGAUACAGAUUAUACAGACGCUUGCCUUUUUGAAAUGCCUUUUAUGAAACCUGCAUACGCAGUCCUCCACUAUUACUACACGUAACUACGUUUUGAGGAAGAAAUCUGACAACAGGUUGUUAAUUCAAGAGUUUUUUGGACAACUACUCACUUAUGUAUUGCUGUAGUGCGCAGGAAAGUAAAAUGGACUAUAAGCGGCGCUUUUUGCUUGGCGGGUCCAAGCAAAAAGUGCAGCAACACCAGCAGUAUCAAAUGCCUGAGCUAGGCAGGACCCUGAGCGCACCGCUGACAUCUACUACCCCAGCAUCCCCUUUGGUCCCCUCAGCUGCUGCAGGCAGCUGCAACCAUCCUGUGUCCCAUACUACUCCAAUUGCAGACAUCCAGCAGGGAAUCUCCAAGUACCUGGAUGCACUCAAUGUGUUUUGCCGUGCGAGCACUUUCCUUACAGACCUUUUCAGCAGUGUAUUUAGGAACUCGCACUAUUCUAAGGCAGCUAUGCAACUGAAAGACGUGCAGGAACAUGUCAUGGAAGCAGCAAGUCGACUCACAGCAGCAAUAAAACCAGAAAUAGCAAAAAUGCUGAUGGAACUCAGCGCUGGAGCUGCAAACUUCAAAGAUCAGAAGGAAUUCAGCCUACAGGACAUUGAGGUUCUUGGUCGAUGUUUCUUGACAGUGAUGCAGGUUCACUUCCAGUUCUUGUCCCAAGCCUUGCAGAAGGUCCAGCCAGUGGCACACUCUUGUUUUGCUGAAGCUGUUUCCCAAGAAAGAAAGAAUGCGAGUGGGGCUGGGACCUCCAGUUUGAGCCCUACAACUGAGCUAGAGGAUGCAGUACGAUCAUGGAGAGGAGCAGCAGAGGCCACAUCUCGACUGCGAGAAAGAGGCGGUGAUGGGUGUUUGGCUGGAAUUGAGGUUCAGCAGCUCUUCUGCUCACAAAGUGUGGCAAUCCCCGAACAUCAACUGAAAGAACUGAACAUGAAAAUUGACAGUGCUUUGCAGGCUUACAAAAUUGCUUUGGAGAGUUUAGGCCAUUGUGAAUAUGCAAUGAAGGCUGGCUUUCACUUAAAUCCAAAAGCUAUUGAAGCAAGUUUGCAGGGCUGUUGUAGUGAAGCUGAAGCACAGCAAACAGGAAGGAGACAAACCCCACCUCAGCCAAUUCAGUGUGAACUCCCGACUGUACCUGUUCAGAUAGGAUCCCAGUUUCUGAAAGGCAUAUCCUUUAAUGAGUCUGCAGCAGAGAACCUGAAGCUGAAAACGCAUACAAUGCUUCAACUGAUUAAAGAGGCUGGUUGCCAUAAUGGACUUACACCACAUGAUGAUGCUCCUGUUACUGAAGUACUAAAUCAGGUUUGCCCUUCUACUUGGCGGGGAGCCUGCAAAACUGCUGUGCAGCUAUUAUUUGGCCAAGCUGGACUGGUGGUUGUGGACACAGCGCAGAUUGAAAAUAAAGAAGCAUAUGCUCCUCAGAUUAGUUUGGAAGGAUCCAGAAUUGUUGUGCAAGUUCCAUCAACGUGGUGUCUGAAAGAAGAUCCAGCAACGAUGUCAUUAUUACAGAGGAGUCUGGAUCCAGAAAAGACUUUGGGACUGGUAGAUGUGCUCUAUACUGCUGUGUUUGACAUAAACAGGUGGAAAGAAGGAAGGGAACAAGCUUUGCCUUGUAUUCAGAUCCAAUUGCAGCGGGAGAUCUCGGACUUUGGGAAUCAAGUUGACAUGCCAUCAGGAAAUGGAAGCAAAUCAUCAGGAGGCCUGCAAAAGACUUUUUCAAAACUGACUUCACGGUUUACAAAGAAAACUUCCUGCGCCAGUUCAAGUAACAGUGGAAGUUAUUCUAUUCCCAGUACGCCUUCCAAAAAUAUCUUUACAGGUAGCAACUCAGAGGAGAAAGUGAAAAUGCCCAGUCACAUGGACACACGGUUACAAAGCAUUUUGAACAUUGGUAAUUUCCCCAGAACAAUAGAUACAUUACAGCCACCUCAGAGCACAAGUAGUCAGAUAGUUAAUGGAUUUCUUGUUGAAAGACAUGAUAAUUUUUUCAAAGCAGAUGAUAGCAAGGAUGACAAAGGUAUGAAUUUACCCACUGACCAGGAAAUGCAGGAUGUUAUAGACUUCCUGUCUCGUUUUAACAUGGGCAAAUCGCAGCAGACUUCUCCAUUGGUGAAAAGAAGGAACUCUGUUGCUUCUUCUCCAGCAACAGAACAAAAAUCAGGAGCUGUUCAGCAGCAACUGCAGUCUGUGUCUCAUGUGUCUCUGCAUCCAUCGCAGCAAGGGUUGUCACAGCAACAGCAGUCUCAAAAGCAGCAGCAACAACAGAUGCAGUACUACCAACAUCUGCUCCAACCUAUUGGGCCACAGCAACAGCGUGUACCUGGCAAGUGGCUAAGUAAUACUUCACAACAGCCAGCACAGGCUGUUGGGGCUGGAUUGUCUCAUAUUAACCAAUGGAACAAUCAUGGCUUUUCGGAUUUGAGCUCUGAUUUGUACAGCUUGGGUCUUGUGAGCACCUAUAUGGACAAUAUGAUGACAGAGAUGUUAGGACAGAAACCUCAAGGACCGAGAAAUAACACGUGGCCAAACCGUGACCAAAGUGAUGGAGUCUUUGGGAUGCUGGGAGAAAUUCUGCCUUUUGAUCCUGCAGUUGGCUCCGACCCAGAGUUCGCCCGUUAUGUAGCUGGGGUCAGCCAAGCUAUGCAACAGAAAAGGCAAGCACAGCACGUUCGUCGCCCAAGCAACACACGUAGCAACUGGCUUCUUCCUGAUGAUCCUCACAGAACCUGGCCUUUUCCUGAGUAUUUCACAGAAGGCGAUGUAACAAACAGCUGGUCUGGUACUCAAGGAGACUCUGCCAGUUCAAGCGAUGAGACCUCCUCAGCUAACGGAGACAGUCUCUUUUCCAUGUUCUCAGGGCCAGACCUUAUUGCUGCAGUCAAGCAGAGAAGAAAACACAGUAGUGGUGAGCAGGAACCCAGCACGCUACCAUCACCACCUCUUCUUUCUGCAGUAGAUGACCGUAAUCAGGAUAAUAAAACCAAAACCUGGCCCCCUAAGGCUCCUUGGCAGCAUACUUCACCUGUCACAAAUACACUGCCCAGUCAGAGUACGUCACUGUAUCAGAUGAGCAACCCCGUUAGCCAAUGGAAUGACACGAUGCAGAUUCUACAGUCACCAGUUUGGUCAACAGCCAAUGACUGUGCUCCAUCAACAGGGAUUUCCUCCAGUUUUGCCUAUGCCCAGCAACAACAAUCGUCACAGCAGCAGGCUUCCCAGCACAAACAGCUAAAUAAGGGCUUUAAAUCUUUUCCAGUAAAGCACGAACGCAGACCAUCUUACCUGCAUCAAUACUAAUUGCUUCUCACAUUGGAAAGAUGCAGCAUAGGGCCAAACAGUCUUAUAAAUGAUGUAUAUUAUCUGUUUCACAGUUCUGUGUACUGGCUGUGUUCUGGUUAUUUUAUUUUGAAAUGUAGAGUGAAUUUUUUUGGUGACAUACAUAACCUUUUGACUUAUUUUACAGUGCUGAAUAAACAGGGCCAAUAUAUGUGUUAUAUGUACAUGAAAAAGUCCAAUACUGUGAUGUAGAAAUGCUUUUAAAAACUUGUGUAUAUUGCAGUUACUUUCAAAAUCCUUUUUUAAAAAAUACUGAAAGACUACCAUAAAGCACUGUAUUUUAUAGCUAUUUUCAUAUAGAUUUAUAUAGGUAAACAUCUCUUGCUAAAAUGCAUUGAAUAUUUUUUAGCAAAUAUAUUGGUCAAUUCUGCUCAGCACUGUUAUUUAGAUUUCUAAUAGACAAGUUGUAAAGUCUUCAUACUCUGAGUAAACAGCCUGUGAUGACUUUUUUAACAAAGUAAGGCAGCAGCUUUUAAUGUACCACACAAGUGGGUGUACGACAACAGUGUUGGAAAGACACUGGGUUUGUGGUAAUUUCGUAAUAUAAGUAUAGAUCAGCUAGAACCACUCAAAUUCAUCACGAAAACUGUCUUGGCUGCCUAAGGUGUAAGGUAUUUGUGUGGGUCAGAUUAUGUUGAUUUUCACAUAUACGAUUUAAAAAUACUUCAUGUGGCCAAAGGCAUUAUCCACACAGUGCUCCUUAAAUGUGCAGAAGUACAGCUUAAAAGACUACUUGCAUAUAUUUAAAGUCUUAUUUCAAUGCUAUGGUUAGAGUGAAAAUUGUGAGCUGGCUCAGAAGAAACUAGAACUAA
Gavialis gangeticus (Gharial) is the source of this 4876-nucleotide messenger RNA. RefSeq names its product KIAA0355 ortholog (gene GARRE1). The record is from RefSeq and is a predicted model, not a curated record. The transcript is spliced from 13 exons. Gene Ontology annotation, molecular function: CCR4-NOT complex binding. NCBI's taxonomy places the organism in Eukaryota, Metazoa, Chordata, Crocodylia, Gavialidae. Bases 840 to 4025 code for a protein of 1061 amino acids. Gene Ontology annotation, biological process: Rac protein signal transduction.